Labrus mixtus (cuckoo wrasse) is the source of this 1389-nucleotide messenger RNA. RefSeq names its product transmembrane 4 L six family member 4 (gene tm4sf4). The transcript is spliced from 5 exons. Gene Ontology annotation, cellular component: membrane. Bases 337 to 948 code for a protein of 203 amino acids. Lineage: Eukaryota; Metazoa; Chordata; Actinopteri; Labriformes; Labridae. The record is from RefSeq and is a predicted model, not a curated record.
GACAGGUGGAGAGGGGUAUAAAGGCUCUUUCUAAGCCAUCGGCAAUCAUAAGUAACAGGACAGGUGAGGCGUAAAGUGGAUAGAGCAUUUUGGGGAAUACAAGCAAACCUAAGAUUUUUUUAGUUUAUGUUGGAAAGCUGCAAUAUAGAUAAAUCUAAAGCAAACAGGCGGACAAAGACUGGAGUCAAAACUUUAAUUUCAAAAGAAAGACAUCCUGACUUAGUUUUUUUUUUUUUUGGCAAAAGAUCAACAUAAGAGUUCUGAAACCCCAAAAAAUCUACUUUGUCAGACAAGGAAGUUGUUAUUAGUGAAGGAGCUCGAAGCAUCGGUGUCGAGAUGUGCUCAGGCGGCUUUGCCAAGUGUCUGGGGAUCACUCUGAUGCCUCUGGCGAUCGUGUGCGUGCUGUGUAACAUCCUGCUCUUCUUCCCCAGCGGACACAUUGAGGAGAAAGACCACAUCACGGAGCAGGUCUGGUACUUUGGAGGCAUUCUGGGAUCUGGAGUUCUGAUGAUCUUCCCAGCUCUGGUCUUCCUGGGUCUGAAGAACAACGACUGCUGCGGUUGCUGUGGCAACGAAAGCUGUGGGCGGAGAUUCGCGAUGCUGAGCUCCAUCCUGUUUGCAGCUGUGGGUGUUGCGGGGGCUGGUUACUCAGUCAUAGUUUCGUCUGUGGCCAUAAACCAAGGACCCAAGUGUUUGGUUUGUAAAAACGGAACGAAUGUGUGGGACACUCCUUUUGGAAAUGGUGACUACCUGAGCAACACAACUCUGUGGACACUUUGUUUAGAGCCGACCGGCCUGGUGUCCUGGCAUCUCUCCCUGUUCUCUGUUCUGCUGAUCACGGGUUUGAUCCAGGUGGCGCUGUGUGCUGUGCAGGUGGUGAAUGGCCUGCUGGGAGCUAUUUGUGGGGACUGCUGUGGCUGCUGUGGAGGGAGUGAUGGAGCCGUAUAAAAACGUCCUGCAGCCGGGAAAGCUUGAUGGCAACUGUGUCCUCUGUCUGUUUCAUUCUGACAGGAUUAUCGUUUGUCUGCUUUAUUCCAAAAGUUAUAAACCAAAAGAGCUCAUUGAUUACAUCGUGUGUACCCUUCAGUAACACCUGUGAAAUGACAGAGCUCUUAUUUAUAGAUUUUCUCCUUUAGAACUCAAUAGCAAUCAUUUAUAUUAAAGUGCCUCUGCUGCCAGGUCUGCCUCUAUUUCACUUAAAACACUCACUGUGUCUUUUAAAGUUUUCUUCUUGCUGCAUGUAUAUUGAAUCUGUUUUUUUUUUCUUCUUAUUAAGCCAAAUCAAAAUUAACAAUUUGUAUUAAAACAAUUAAAAUAACAACAUGAUAGAAGUAGCUGUGAGCAUAACACGUGAUUGAAGUUUGUUAUUGGAGUUUUAUUUUGAUGCAG